Oncorhynchus gorbuscha (pink salmon) is the source of this 1588-nucleotide messenger RNA. RefSeq names its product motor neuron and pancreas homeobox protein 1-like. Lineage: Eukaryota; Metazoa; Chordata; Actinopteri; Salmoniformes; Salmonidae. Gene Ontology annotation, molecular function: sequence-specific double-stranded DNA binding; DNA-binding transcription factor activity, RNA polymerase II-specific. Gene Ontology annotation, cellular component: nucleus. The record is from RefSeq and is a predicted model, not a curated record. The coding region runs from base 494 to 1588 and encodes 364 amino acids. The transcript has 4 exons. Gene Ontology annotation, biological process: neuron projection morphogenesis; central nervous system development; spinal cord motor neuron cell fate specification.
GCACUAACUAUUCUACGAGCGCCCAAGAAGUACAGUGCGGCGAGCUCGAGCGCACUAGCAGUGUGAACCGGACUGUAUGUAAUGAACUCAUUAUAAAACUGUCUGACCCGGUGUGUUCGCUGAGAUUAGCCAAUCAGUGUCUGGGCUGGAGAGCUUCAACAGCAGAGCGGUGUAACAACAUUUGUCAGUUGCAGGUGGAGACGUAUUAGCACAGGACAGGACAGGGCAGGAGGAGAGGGAGGAGAGACUGGAAACACCGCCGGAGAAAUUUGGCUAUAACAAAGAAGGAUAUUGUCAAGAAAGUGAUAACGUAACGUUUUAUAAUAAUUUAUUGAAAAAAAACUGAAACAUUCCGUGUAACAGCAGUUUUAAAACUCUGGACAAGAUGUUCUAUCAUUUUGUCUAGAACAACUAUUUCCGACAAGACUUUACCCAGAACAAUCAUUCUACUUGCACAAUUUGAGUUGGAGGAAAGUUUCAGGAAAGGUCUACAAUGGCGAAAUCUAAGAACUUUGGAAUCGACGCGCUGUUGGCGCACCGGGACAGCUCCCCGGGACUGCGUUUUGAGGACAGCCGCGUCUCUUACCACCCGUCGGAAACACCGUCCCCGCAGAGGACCCACAACGGUAUCCACAUUCAGAACGGAAUGAUCCACAAACCGGGUCUACUGAACUUCUCCCAGCCGGGACUCACCCAGCUGUCUCAGGGGGCCAUCCAUGGAAUGUAUCCCACUCACAUGUACCGCAUCGCGGCCCUGGGGGGGCAGCACCCUGCCUUUACCUACCCCGGUUUUGCGCAGCAUGCCCAGCAGUACCCAGAGCACCUACACCCGGCAGCUGUGGCUGGGUUCCCGUUAGAACACUGGAUUAGAGCCGGAAUGAUGCUUCCAAAACUAGGGGACUACGGUACCUCUUCUCAGGAUAGUCUGAUGGGGAAGUGUCGUAGGCCCAGAACAGCCUUCACCAGUCAACAGCUACUACACCUGGAAAACCAGUUCAAACUCAACAAAUACCUGUCCAGACCUAAACGCUUUGAGGUGGCCACCUCUCUCGUGCUCACAGAGACACAGGUGAAGAUCUGGUUCCAGAACAGACGCAUGAAGUGGAAGCGGAGCCGCAAGGCCAAGGAGCAGGCAGCCCAUGUCCAGGGGGAAUACGACUGCCCACACAGGGGGAAGAACAGCACCAAGACUGGGUCAGGAGAUACCCGGAACUCUGGUACCCUAGAGGAUGAGGAGGAUCUGGAAGCAGAAGAGGAAGAUGAGGAGGAUGUGUUAAGUGCUAGUACAUUAGCAGCUGGAGUGGGUUUAGUGUCUCACCCCACAAAUUUCCUGAGGCACACCGUUACGGAUCUCAGCUAUAGUUCUCGUGGUUUUUACUCAGUAGAUGAACUAGAGGAUCGUGGACCUGGGCUGGAGAGGAGGUUCCUGUUCCUGUUCCUGUUCCAGUUCCAGUUCCUGUUCCAGUUCCAGUUCCAGUUCCUGUUUCAGUUCCUGUUCCUGUUCCAGUUCCUGUUCCAGUUCCAGUUCCUGUUCCUGUUCCUGUUCCAGUUCCAGUUCCAGUUCCUGUUCCUGUUCCUGUUUCAGUAA